CCGGGGCCCCACACGUGGCCUUGGGCACCUCCAGGAGUGGGGCACCCGCAGCUUCACUGGGCAGCAGUGCCGGGGCCUCCGUGCUCUCUAAGUGAAGAAUUUCCUCCUCGCAUCUCUAAAUCUCCUGUCUUUUAGUUUAAGGCCGUUCCCCCUUGUCCUAUUGCUAUCUGCCCAUAUAGAAAGUUAUAUGCUUAUGAGCUCCCCUCAAGUUCUAGAAUACUGCAGCGAAGUCUCACCAAACCUUUCUCCUCUCCAGGCUGAUCAAGCUUGGUUCCCUCUCCUUCACAGGAGAGAUGCUCCAGCCUUCUGAUCAUCUCUAUGACCUUCUCUGGACCUGCUCCAACUGCUCCAUAUCCCUCCUGUAUUGGGGUUCCCAGGCAUGGGUAUAGUAGUCCAGACUUCUGAUCACCAUGGCUGCAGUGGAUCGCUUCAACCUGCUGUACAGAGAGAUCAGUCGUUCCUGCAGUUUUUACGUUGAGGCCCUGGCUAUAGUUGGAGCUUGGUACACAGUCAGAAAAUGUCUGACUCUUGUGUUUGACACUUACAGCAUGCUCAGGCUUCAUGUUAUUCCAAAGCUGGUUGGUGAGAUUGAUAUUGUCAAGCGGUAUGGAAAAUGGGCAGUGGUCACUGGUAGCACAGAUGGCAUCGGGAAGGCAUAUGCUGAAGAACUGGCCAAACGUGGUGUCAAUAUCAUCUUAAUCAGCCGAAGCAAAGAGAAGCUGGAGGCUGUAUCUAGAAACAUAUCUGAAACUUAUAAAGUGGAAACAGAUUUCAUAGUAGCUGAUUUCAGUAUGGGGCGUGAGGCUUACCAAGCCAUUAAGGAGGGCUUGAAAGAUAGAGAAAUUGGGAUUUUGGUGAAUAAUGUAGGACUGUUUUAUACCUACCCAGAUUAUUUUACUAACCUGUCUGAGGAUAUGCUGUGGGACAUGAUCAACAUAAAUAUUGCUUCUGCUAACAUGAUGGUGCAUAUCGUGUUGCCGGGCAUGGUAGAGAAGAAGAAAGGUGCAAUUGUGAAUGUCUCAUCUGCUUCCUGUUGUCAGCCAACACCAAUGCUAACAAUCUAUGGAGCCUCUAAAGCCUACUUGGACUAUUUCAGUAGAGCAUUGUAUUACGAAUAUGCUUCAAAAGGAAUUUUUGUUCAGAGUUUAACCCCAUUUGUAAUUGCUACAAAAAUGGUAUCAUGCAGUAGCGUUACAUCAAAGAGAUCUUUCUUUUUUCCUUGUGCUGAAGAGUAUGCAAGUCAUGCUAUUUCUACCCUUGGGUUAUCCAAAAGGACUCCUGGUUACUGGAAGCAUUCAAUAGAGUUCACACUGGGUGAACGUCUACCUGAAUGGAUCUGGGCAUGGUUUGCACAGUACUUCUGCAGAAUUAUACGCAAGGAAGCUUUAACACACAAAGCAAAAUAGGAAUAUCCAGAUGUCCAGUAUAAAUGAGUACUGGGAUCUGAUCAGAGUGCUACAAAAUGGUCAAGUGAAUCCCGGAUUUACUGCAAUUUAUCCAUAACUUGCUUAACAGUGUAACUAGUGUUACUCGUAACAAUAACCUAGGCAUUAGAAGUCUGGAUCCCACAUCAUUGUGCUAAGUAGCUCCUUCUCUGCAUUCCUCCAGAACAAAGAGUUGAUCUUGCAUAGGUUAAUCUCACUUCACUUUGUCUGUAAGGUAAUAGGACAGGAGCAGAUAUAACUAAUUCUGAUAGUAAAUGACUGUCUUUUGCAUAGUGCUAUGUAAUUUUGAUUUGUAAUGUUAACGGAAUUUAAGAAUUCUCCAGCUCUGGAUCCAUGAAUCCAAAUGAAUGAAUCCAAAACAAAUCAUGUCAAUCAAUGUGCAGUUUGUGAGUCUUCUGGUCUUUUCAUGGCAGGUACUUGUAUGUUUUAAGUGCAAAUAUUGUUAUUUUUGAACAGGGUACUUACCAUACAUCUUAAUUUUGAUAAAGUCGUACUAAUUUGGAGGUCUUUUAAAUGACAAAAAAGGUCUUACAGAACUGCAAAGGAAUUUGAAGAUAAUGCUUUUUUUUCUUUCGUAUUCUGUGAAUGCUCUUUACCAUGCUUUAAAUAUUCCUUCAACAAUCUGAAGCAUGGCUGAAGAACUGAAACAGAUUGUAAAAAUACAUUAGCUAAGGAAAAAAAAAACAACAAAGAAAUAGUGUUCUAAGAACAAAGGUUAGUUUCAUAUGACAAUUAAAAAAAAAGUUACUGAUGUCUUGAUUCUGUAUGGCUGAUUUUAUUUAUAUUAAAAAAAGUGUGUGUAUAUAUAUAUUUACUAGAUGUCAUCUGGUAUCACACUGCUUGUAUUUCUUGUAGAGUCUAAAUUUCACAGCUGUCCUUUCUUUGAACAUAUUUGCUGCCUGGAACAAGAUGUAUCUUAAGAUUCAGAACAUUCGUUCUGUAUUUAAUAUCAUCAUUAGUACUGCUUCUAUAACGUUACACUGAAAUAUCAAAAUGAUGAAAAUAACUGUGCAGUAUUUUAUACACAGCAUUAUGUCUUUAGGAUAAAGCUCCUGUCAGGCUGUUGCCCGUUUAAACAGAUUCAUUUCCUCUUAAUAAAUCUUUCAGAAAACA
Meleagris gallopavo (turkey) is the source of this 2558-nucleotide messenger RNA. The record is from RefSeq and is a predicted model, not a curated record. NCBI's taxonomy places the organism in Eukaryota, Metazoa, Chordata, Aves, Galliformes, Phasianidae.